GACGGCCCCCCCGACGCCCGCAUCAAGAGGGCGGCGUCGGAAGACCCGCGGGCCAGAGGAGGCGGAGGCUUCGAGGCGGCGCCGCUGCUGAGCGCCCGGCUCCCCGCUGCGGAGAGCCGCCGGCACACGCGGGAGAAUCGGUCCUCGCAGCAGCGAUCCAGCCCAGACCCCGACCUCCCGCUGCUGGACCUGGCGCCGGGCAUCAACGGGAGCGCUGUCGCGACGUCAGGAGAGACGCAGGGGCGCUGGCGGACCUCCAGGGGCCGCUGGUUGCCGCGGUCGGCUCGCGGUCGGCGCUACAGGCCUCGCCGCAGCCGGGGCAGCAGCCGCCGCGGCACCGGGGCCCGGCCGCCAGGCCAAGCCCGUCUCCAUUCGGGCAACGGCGGAUGA
Molecule: messenger RNA, 390 nt
Organism: Prorocentrum cordatum
Lineage: Eukaryota; Dinophyceae; Prorocentrales; Prorocentraceae
Source: the annotation of a GenBank genome assembly